This is a messenger RNA of Clunio marinus, 5656 nucleotides long. The record is from the annotation of a GenBank genome assembly. NCBI's taxonomy places the organism in Eukaryota, Metazoa, Arthropoda, Insecta, Diptera, Chironomidae.
GCGGGUGUGAACAUUUGAAAGAAAAUUGAUUUUUCAAAGUAAAUUGAGUAAAAAUCUAAUUCAUAAAUUAUUUAGUGAUUUAAAGAAACUAUCAGACCGGAAAAAGUGAUUGAAACUAAAUAGAAAGUGAUAAAUCAGUGUGAAAAUCAGUGAAAUUCCAAUAUCAGUGGUGGAAUUUAAAUUUGGAUUUAUAAAAUAAAUUUUGGAUUUUCUGUGGAAUAAGUCUAUCAGCAUGACACCUACACUAUUGGUGUCAGCUUUUGUUGUCGCUGUUCUAGGACAAGCCGACUAUGUUCAGAGUGCAUCACCUCGUUGGGAACCGCAAAUUUCCAUUCUAUGCGAAGCUGGUCAGCAAUAUUUGCCUCAAUAUCUAUCGGAAGAUGGUCGAUGGUCAUCGGAAUUGAGUGUGAAAGUACCCGGAGUAUCAUGUCUACGUGACAAAAUGGAUUUAUUGGAUUAUUGCAAGAAGGUUUAUCCAGGACGUGAUAUCACAAAUAUUGUUGAGUCAUCACAUUACCAGAAAAUUGGUGGAUGGUGUCGACAGGGUACAACCAACACAGCCAAGUGCAAGGGCGCCCAGCGUUGGAUUAAACCUUUCCGUUGUUUGGAAGGACCUUUCCAAUCGGAUGCUUUACUGGUGCCGGAGGGUUGUUUGUUUGAUCACAUUCACAAUGCUUCACGUUGCUGGCCCUUCGUACGAUGGAAUCAAACUGGUGCUUCUGCAUGUCAAGAACGUAAUAUGCAAAUGCGCAGUUUUGCAAUGUUACUACCUUGCGGUAUUUCAUUGUUCUCGGGUGUUGAGUUCGUCUGUUGUCCAAAGCACUUUAAAGCUGUUCCAACUAAGGUCAAAAAGACAGAUCUGCCCGUGAUGCCACCAGAGUCAGAAAUUUUGCCAUCUUUAGAUGAUUCCGAUGAUAGCUUUUCAGAUGAUUUAGAUGACGAUGAAGAUUUAGACGAUCAGGAUGAAAUGAUGGCUGAUGAGCCAUUAGAAACUCUUGAAGAAGAAGACGAAGAUGACGACUAUGAAUCGGAUGAAGAAACGCCAGCCAUUGAUCAGGACUUUAUGAAUGACGACAUCGUGACUUCAACAUCAGCACCUUCAACCACUUCUACAACGUCAUCUUUUGACUAUGCUGCGUCGCAAACGACACAAACACCCGAAAAACCAUCGGAAAUUCCGAUUUCUGCUCCUUCGAAUGACGCAAUCGGAACUUCAAUUCCCACACCAGAUCCAUACUUUACCCACUUCGAUCCACGAAUGGAACAUCAAAGCUAUAAAGAGGCACAACAACGUCUGGAAGAAAAUCAUCGUGAAAAGGUGACACGAGUUAUGAAAGAUUGGUCUGAUUUGGAGGAACGCUAUCAAGACAUGCGCUUAGCCGAUCCCAAAUCAGCUCAAAGCUUUAAGCAGAAGAUGACGGCGCGAUUCCAAGUAACAUCUGUACAAGCUUUGGAAGAGGAAGGCAAUGCUGAGAAACAUCAAUUGGCAGCUAUGCAUCAACAACGCGUGCUGGCACAUAUCAAUCAACGUAAACGCGAGGCAAUGACAUGCUACACACAAGCGCUCACUGAACUUCCACCAAACGGUCAUCGCGUGGAGAAAUGUUUGCAAAAGCUUCUCCGUGCUUUGCACAAGGAUCGCGCUCAUGCUUUGGCUCACUAUCGCCAUCUAUUGAGCUCAGGUGGAACUGGUGGGUUGGAAGCAGCUGCCCAAGAAAAACCUCGUACAUUGGAACGAUUAAUCGAUAUUGAUCGUGCUGUAAAUCAAUCAAUGACAAUGUUAAAACGUUAUCCGUCUCUCUCAAAGAAGUUGUCUCAAUUGAUGGAAGAUUACAUUCAAGCACUUCGAUCAAAAGACGACACACCUGGAUCAUUGUUGGCAAUGACCGAAGAUGCUGAAUCCGCUAUUUUGGAUAAAUAUAGAAUUGAGAUUGAACGUAAAGUGAAUGAGAAAGAGCGACAGCGUCUUGCUGAAAAGCAACGUAAAGAACAACGAGCUCUCGAACGUGAGAAGAUUCGUGAAGAAAAAAUGCGAUUACAAGCUAAAAAUGCUGAAAAAGCUUUCCGUGCUCAACAAAUGAAAGAUCAAGAGCAACAAGAAUCUAAAACAGAAUCUGCUCAGCAAACUUCUAAGGAACAGACCAGUGAAUCUAUUUCUGAUAUCAAGGAAACAACAGUUGAAUACACUGAAGAGUCGAUUUACAUAACUUCUCCGACUUCAUUACCAACUGUUGAUGAUGCUGCUGUUCAGCGUGCAGUUGAAGAAGUCGCUGCUGCUGUCGCUCACCAAGAAACUGAGCCACAAAUGAAUCAUGCUCGUGCUCAUGAGUUCGGACAUGGUGAAGCUAGUUUUUCGGUUCGUCGUCAAAUUUAUGGUCCAAGUGGCCGUGAAGGACGUAACGUUUACUUCACAUUGGCAUUUGCUGGUGUUGCAUUAAUGGCAGCAGUUUUUGUUGGUGUUGCAGUUGCUAAAUAUCGUGCAUCUCGUUCACCUCAUGCACAAGGUUUUGUUGAAGUUGAUCAGACCGUCGCCGUUCCUGUAACACCUGAAGAACGACACGUAGCAAAUAUGCAAAUCAAUGGAUAUGAAAAUCCAACUUACAAAUAUUUCGAGGUCAAAGAAUAAAAAAGCUCACCACCAUCAUCAUCAUCGUCGUCGUUCUUUUCUAAAUAGAGAAAAAAUAAAUCCAACCGAGCCCGCAACACAACCCCACAAGUUGCAUGUAUAUGUAAAAAUUGAUAUUAAUUGAUACAAAAAAAGGUAAAAUGAGAAGUCAGUUUCGAAAAACAAAUGUGUAAAUCAGAGUUUUCAGCAAUCUGACAGAUGAAAAAUGAGUAACUAAAUUAAAAAGGAAAACUAACUCGAAAUGAAAACCACAAAAGAGAUGAAAAGUUUAUUGCAAUUUUUUUUUAUUAUUUCUGUGAAAUUCAAAGAGAGUCAUGUGUUGUCUAAGUCUAUGAGAAAUUGUUUUGCAAUAUUAUUCACCAAAAAGAAAAUAAAGGAAAAAAAAAACAAUAAAGAGAAAAAGGGAAAGAAGAAGAAGAGGGAAAUUUGAUAAAUUUCAACCGAAUUAUCUAGAAAAUGUUUUAUAAUUUAUGUGUGAAAUUUUCAUAAUGUUUUAGCUUUGGAAAUCAAUAUCGAAUUCUAUCUUAAUGUUUAGAAAACAAAAGCGAUGAAAAUCUGGAAAUAUUUCUUAACUUUUCUCUUCUUCUUCUUUUGCUUCUUUGCCACCUACACACAAUAAUAAAUGAUGAAAUUUUCCGUUUCAUUCACUGCUAUAACCUUUGUUAUCUACUUAGUCAAAAAGCAUCUUCUUAAAAAGCUAGUAAAUCGAGAAAGAUGUUGAAUAAAGUGAAUAGUUAAGAAUAAUCUCACCUCUUCGACAUAUGUUCUUAAGUUGUAGCUGUAAAUGUUAGUGAAAGGAAAGUACUUAAAGCAUGUUUAUUAAUUUUGGUUGAGAACAUUAAGAAAAUGAAGAACUUUCUGUAUUAAGAAACGUGAAUGCUCGCUUGAAAGUAUUUUUUAUUUAUUUAUUGAAACUAAACUGAUAAGAAUCUGAAUAAUAAAUAAUAAUUAAAGAAAAAAAGAAAAUAUAAAUGGAUUUAAAAUAUGUGUCUGCUGGUCCCAUUUAAGACAUCAUAAAAAAGAUUUAAAAAGAAAAACAAAUCGUCCUUAAUUUAUUGUCCUUUCCUCAUCCCUAUUUGUGAUUCCUUUCGACACCUAGAUAGUUAAGGUUAAGAGUAGUUGACAGAGAAACACCUAACGCUAAGAUGGAUAUGAAUCCAAAAUGUUAGUUUUUAUGACAAACCAAAAAACUCUCUUUUCUUGAAAAGAAACACAAAAAAAUAAUGUUUAAUAAUGAAAUAAAAAAAAGAAACAAAUCGUCAAAUAACUGUGGAAAAAAUGUAAAAGAGCAAAUUUCUUGUGUUCACACCUUUGUGUCAUGACACACCGAUUGAGAAUCAAUGGGAUAAGGAAACGUGUAUGAAAGUUCACACAUAAAUACAUGAUGGAUUCUUCCUUCUCGAUGUGAUGCUUCCGGUGACAGUUGAAGCGCUGCUUAUUUAUUUCUCAACAUACAUACAUUAGUAUUUAUAUAAAUAUAUAUAUCAAGCUUUUCUUGUUUUGUUUCGCUUGAGCGUUUUUAAAUGAAAAAAAGUGAAACUUUCACCGAUAGCGUCAUGGAAACAGCCGAAAAUAUAAAAAAGAAUUAAGAAUCUUAAAAAAGAAUCUGUUAACAGCCGAUGAAUGAAAUGAAACGGAAGGAAUGAUGCAUAAAAUGGAUAUUAAAAUUUAUAUCGUAUAAUGAACAUAUAUUUUUUGUAUUUAACCUGCUCUCUACGCUUUUUAUCAUGGAGAAAAAAAAUAAUAAAAAUGAAAACAAAAAAGGAUGAAAAGUUAUAUAUAGCUGAAAAAAUAUUUAUAUAUGAAUUAUAUACAAUAUUUAGUAACUGAAAAUGAGAGACAAAAAAGAAGCUUUUUGUUAACUAUAGAGCUACCAAAUAACUGCUUCAGUUUUCUUUUUGUAUCACCUACACUCACUGAACACAUGAACACACAUGACAACAACUCUUAGAAGAACGCUCAUUAAAUGUUUGUUUUUAUUCUUAUUAAAUAUCUGAUUGCUUUUCUGUUGGAAACUCCUAGAAUAUUUAUUACCCUGAAUAUUUAAAGAAGAAAAGAAAAAAAAAUCAUUCCACGAGAAGAAAACUAUCACUUUGAUUUAAGAUAAGAAUUGAAGCUGCUGCUUCAAGCAGACGAUAGAAGUGAAGCAUUUAAAAAAAUACAAUUGAUAAGUGUGUGUAUGUAAAUUUAAUGAUGAUGAAAAUUGAUACAAAGUUUAUUAAAACCAUAAAGAAGAAAAAAAUGCAUUUUUUAGAAAAGAAAACAAGAUGAAAUCAAACAUUUUUUGAAAACUUAAACUAAAGAUGAUGAACACACAUUUUAAAUUUAAGAUGAUUAAGAAAUUCGUCCUUUGAAAUAUUGAAAGAUUUGUUCAUUACCUAAAAAAAAACUUUUCAUCGGUUUGAAGAAAAAAAAUUCUUUUCAACACUUACAAGUAAAUAUGUAAUUGCAAUUGCAUUGCAUGUCAUGGAAGAGAUGUGAAGUUUUCAUUCUUAACUGCAAUACUGAUUGAACAAUAAUAUUUCUUCAUCUGCUAGUGCUGUCUUGCUAUCCUGCUGCAACUUUUGAAAAAGCUUUUCUCCUUCGAAAGCAGAUUAUAAAAAGUUAAAAAGUUAAACUUUCAUUUCUUUGACUCUUUCUAUAAUUGAGUUUUUUCCUUCAACUUUUCAAUUGUGAAAUAUUGAAAUUAAAAUUUCUUUCCUUCUUUUUAAUUUCAUUCAAACAAAAUCAAUUUAAAAUCAAGUCAAGAUAAAUAAUAAAUGUCGAGUGACAAGUUUGCACGCAAUGGAUGAAAAUAAGAAAUAAAGUCACAAAAGUCAAAGCAGUGUAGCAAAAGUAAAAAAAAAGUCUUGUGACGAAAACAAAAACAAAAGUAUUUAUUUAUUUUAGUUACAUUUUUUGCCAUAUUAUCAGUGAAGGAAAUUUGUAAAGUUCGAAUAAAAGAUCAACAUGUAACGAUACAUAUAUUAAAACCAAGAAAAACACAAAAACAAUAAAACAUGAGUUUCACUUGUCACGUUAGUUGCGAUC